AUGAUUUGCUCAGACAUCGCGGUUUUUCGUCGGAUUGUUGUUUUCGGUACGGUAUCAAACACAGCGAGCGGGCGAACUUCAGUGAAUUUCAACUCUCAUUAUGUGAAGCUGAACGUCGGAGGAUGCCUUUUCAACACAGCGAAAUCAACUCUUGUGAAGCUAGACAACAUGCUCAGAGCCAUGUUCAGCGGGAGGAUGGACCUCGAAACCGAUUCCGAGGGUUGGAUUCUCAUCGACCGUUGUGGCAAACACUUCGGAACAAUUCUGAACUUCCUCCGGGACGGGACUGUCGCGCUUCCUGAGUCCGCCAGAGAGCUCGCUGAACUAUAUUGCGAGGCGAAGUAUUAUCUCAUAUCCGAACUGAUGGAACUUUGCGAGAAUGCGUUGAAUAGGCAUGCCAAUCCCGAUGCGAUUUGUAAAGUUAUUUUCAUCACUUCGGAGAAGGAGUGUCAGCAAUUGAUUCAGGCGCAUCCCAAACCCGCUGUAAAAAUUCUGAUGAACCGAAACAACAAUAAAUUUUCGUAUACGCCGACUUCGGAUGAUAAUCUUCUGAAGAAUUUGGAAAUGUUCGACCGCCUAUCCCUCCGCUUCAGCAGUCGCAUCCUUUUCAUAAAGGACGUGAUCGGCACCAACGAAAUAUGUUGUUGGACGUUUUACGGACACGGUAAAAAAUUUGCCGAGAUCUGCUGCACCUCGAUCGUGUACGCCACGGACAAGAAACACACGAAGGUGGAAUUCCCUGAAAACAGGAUCUACGAAGAGUUUCUGAACACUCUGCUGUACGAGAAUCCUCAACAGCCGGACCCCGAACUCAUGCAAGCCACCUCACAGAGGGGCGCAGGGCUUCAGCGUUCAACAGCUGCCGUGAGUGACGACGAGGAAAUUGAAUCCAAACAGCAGACUGCCCAGGCGGAGGCUGCCAGCGGCCCCGGUCCUUCAAGAAGCUCCUCAUCAUUAGCGCUUGGUCGUUUCCGGAAGAGUAACUCGGCGUCGAACAGCAACAACAAUCUUUAAAGCAGAGUAACUUUCUCAACGCUCUCGGUUCAAAGCAGAAUUCACGAUUUCGGAUUCCGAGUCCAAGCGAUCAAAUCGACGUUCAACUCGUCGAUUCGCGCGUCGAUCGCUCAGUCUGUCGUUCCCCAAGGUCGCGCUGUAUUCCUUCCGUCGCAGCUUCGCGCGACCUUGCGGCAGAGUGCCACGGUGGUAUUCGAGCAGGCGCGAGAAAUGCCCCAGAAGUCGAAGGCGCCGCAUAGGUCAGCAUUUUGAGUCGCAGUGUCGCGAGACACUGCCGUCCCUCCUCAGUUCAAGAUUGUCCCAUAUUCAGUCGAUUGCAGUGCCAGCUCUGACUCGUCUCCCGAGUCGGUCCCGGCAUUUCUAUGCGGUUUAGGGACCGUGCCAACUGCAUGUGAAAAGAAGUGGCCGCGGGCAUGUGCUAAAUACGUGAACUUAAAGAAUAAAAC
This is a messenger RNA of Galendromus occidentalis (western predatory mite), 1460 nucleotides long. Its product is annotated as BTB/POZ domain-containing adapter for CUL3-mediated RhoA degradation protein 3. The transcript has 7 exons. Gene Ontology annotation, molecular function: protein binding. NCBI's taxonomy places the organism in Eukaryota, Metazoa, Arthropoda, Arachnida, Mesostigmata, Phytoseiidae. The record is from RefSeq and is a predicted model, not a curated record. Gene Ontology annotation, biological process: protein homooligomerization. The coding region runs from base 1 to 1014 and encodes 337 amino acids.